GCUGCGGCGUAGCCUCAGUGCCGGCGCAGUGGCCGGGCCAUCGUGUCCUGUGCCUAGUUCUCUGUGCUCUCUUCUCUCUGAUCCUGUUCGACAGCCGACCACCACCACCACCACCACCACCAUCGCCACCGCCACCGCCACCACCACACCAUCAUCAUCACCACCACGAUCCUCCCACGACAGAGAUCGUCCUUUUUAUCAUUCAUCCUGGACCCUGGUGCGUGGCCCUGUCCGUCCUCGAACCAUACUCUCUCCGCAUAUUCGGUGUGAUUCGGAUCAACGACAUUUCCUCUCUUUCUCCUCUCGCCGCACAGCUCUCUCUCUCUUUCUCUCUCUUCCUCUCUCUCCUCGACGAUCCUUCCAUUAUAUUCCUCUGUCGCACCGUCACUCUCGACAAACCUGCCUCUCUCAUCGACGCGAAUACAUCGUGGUCCAAGUGGUGAAAUCGCGCGAGCGCGUAAAACGACCGCGUGAAAGAAACGUAACGAGAAUCAUCGUCGUCGCGGUCGUGGUCGUCGUUGUGGCGAAUAAUUGUGACGCUCGGUCGUUGUGAGGAGGUCCCGUCGACGACGCGUGACGGUGAGGAUCCAUCCAUCGGUGACCAUCCAUCCAAGUCGGUCGUACGUUCGUAUUUAUUUCGGUGGUUACUCCCUAUUGUUGAUAUUUACUUUGUGCGAGGAACGUAGCAGCAGCGGUAGCAGCAGCAGCGGCGGCGGUUGGGAAGGGAACGGUGGAAGAAAGAAGGCAGGCUGCCGGGCAGCAGUCGGGAGGAUCACAGGGCGAAGAGGUGGGAGCCAUGCCGCCCGGGCGAGCUUCCCUCGAGGUAGCCAGGAUCGUCCGGCAUCCCUGUUCUUCCACGGUACUUCCAUUGCGUUUUCAUCGCCUCUUUUGAGGUGAGGAACUGUGGAUUGGUGGUGUAGGACCUCGGCCCCAGGAGUGGCCCGGGGGUUACCCUGGGGACCUCGGGGAAUCGUUGGCGCGAGGACGAGGCAGCUAAGAACGACGAAGGACACGGGAGGCGGAGGAGGAGGCCGCUAUGAACGCCAGCGUCAACAUCGAGAGGAACUCCUGGCGGCUGCCUCCCGACGAGACCGUCCAGGUCGCCGAUCCCCGUUCAAAGUCAGCCCAGGUAAAAGAGGAUCUAACGUACGCGGAGGGUGGCCACAACUGGCGAAGCAUAAUCUUCUCGCUUUUGGUCAUCGGCUUCGUUAUCGCCGGGAUCGUCACGGCCAUUUACCUCCUCGGGUACGUGGACGAGCUGUUGUACUGGAGCGGCAGACGGCUCACGUUAGACGAGUGCCUUCGUGAUGAUCUGACGCCGCACAGGUUAACACCGACCUGGAUAACCCACGACAAGUUUGUCUACCAGGCCGACGACGGUUCCCUCACACUCCUGGACACAAGCAACAAUUCCGUGUCCCUUCUUGUCUCUAAUCACACGCUCAGACAGCUGAACGUCCAAGGCUACCAGUGCAGCGCCGAUCUGCGUUACGUGUUGUUCAAGCACAAUGUCAAGCCGGUGUACAGGAAUACCUUCACCGCCUACUACACAGUCUACGACGUCACGAACGAUCACCACACGCCUCUCCGUCUGCACACAUCGCGGGGGAUGCAGCAAACGCGGCUGCAACACGCCGCCUGGUUGGGCAACACAUCCGGCAUCCUGAUGAUAUCCGAGAACGACAUCUACGUGAGGAUAGCGCCCUCGGCGGCAGAGGACGCGAGGAUAACCGACACAGGUCUACCCGGGGUGAUUUACAACGGGGUGCCGGACUGGUUGUAUCAGGAGGAGGUGUUGCCGCGGCCGGAAGCAGCCUGGCCGAGCUCCGAUGGCACGCAUCUCCUCUUCGCCUCGUUCAACGACACCAAGGUCACUGCCCUGGAAUUCCCUUGGUUCAGCACGCAGCCGGGUCAGGAUGGGCCGAGCUCCAGCCCCCUGUUCACGCCUAGGAGAGGCUCCUUCCCGCCGUCGAGGUCCGUCAGAUACCCCACUCCCGGCUCGCCAAAUCCCGAGGUCGAAUUGUGGAUCAUGGAGCUCGGCAACCUGACCAACUCGAUCAAUGGAACAGCGAACUCGACCACCCUCUCCAGGAUAAGGUUGAAGCCGCCAACCGCCUUGGACGGACAGGAAUAUUAUCUGAUAUCCGCGGGCUGGGUGGGCGACGACUCGACCCAGGUGGCCGUCGUCUGGAUGACCAGGUCGCAGAAUCUCUCGUUGGUGACUGCUUGCCGUGCACCGAUGUGGGAGUGCGAGGAGACUCAUUCCGAGAGGGCGCCCGAAGGACAGUGGUUAGACGCGCAGCCUCAUCCUCUGUUCGCCCCGGACGGGGACAGCUUUCUGCUGCUGGCCGCCGUUCAAGAGGGUGACAAGGAACACUUCACCCACAUCAAGCACGUGACCUUGACCCAACAGAGGAUAGCAGUCCUGUCUCACGGUCGUUACGAGGUGAGUGAAAUCUUGGCGUGGGACACCAAGGCCCAUUUGGUGUACUAUUUAGGCACGAGGGAAAGGAGGCCCGGUCAGAGGCAUCUCUACAUAGUUCGCGAUCCCACAGCCGACGAUCCUCGACACCUCGAACCGUUGUGCGUCACGUGCGACCUUGGCGAAGUGCUGUGGAGCAGUAGAUUUUAUUACACUAAUUGCACCCACUUUGGCGCGUCCGUAAGCCCUCCGAUGGAGAACGAAUCAUCCGGCUACUACGUCCUCUACUGCGAAGGUCCGGGCCUCCCUCUGGCCGCUGUACACCUGAUCACCACCCACAAGAUGAUCCGCGUGUUGUACGACACGAGGAUCCAGAGAGGGGACAAGCUGUCGCAACUGGCGCUGCCAACUCGAAGAAGCUUCGAGGUGUCUCUGCCCCAAGGGUGGAAGGCCCAGGUGCAACUGUUGUUGCCACCUUCGUGGCGGGAGGAGCUGAGAGACGCCGCGUUCCCCGUCCUGGUGGAAGUGAACGGUCGGCCAGGUAGCGAGGCGGUGACCGAUCGGUUCAAGAUCGAUUGGGGGACGUACAUGUCGAGCCACAACGACGUGGUCUACGUAAGGCUGGACGUGCGCGGAGCCAGAGGCCAAGGGAAACGCGACCUGUUCAGAAGAAUCGGCGGUGUCGAAGUUCAGGAUCAGUUGACCGUGCUGAAGCAUCUUCUCAAGACUCUCAAGUACCUGGACGUGACCAGGGUGGGUGUGUGGGGUUGGGGAUACGGCGGCUACGUGACCGCCAUGGUGUUGGGUAGCCAGGAGAACGUGUUCAAGUGUGGCGUCGCUGUGAAUCCUAUCGCCGAUUGGCUCUACUACAAUUCCGCGUUCACGGAGCGAGUCCUUGGCGCUCCCGCAGAGAACUACAAAGGUUACGUGGAGGCUGACCUGACCCAACGCGCCAGGUUGGUGCCCAGUCACAGUCUCUACCUUCUUCACGGUCUAGCCGACCUCACAGCGCCUUAUACGCACGGUGUCGCCUUCGCUAAGGCUCUGACCGAAGCGGGUAUCAUCUUCAGGUACCAGAGUUACGCGGACGAAGACCACGCCUUGUCAGGCGUGUUGGAACACGCUUAUCGUUCCAUAGAGGACUUCCUCGCAGAGUGCCUCGCCCUGGACGCGUCCUAGUGCCUCAAGCCGAACGCUCCCUCGUUGUCUCUAGCUCGCCUACUUCUGAUACAUCCCAGAUGGAUGUGGAUGCUCGUCAAGAAGGCUCUCGUCGUUCAGGACUAGACUGUAGCUCGAAUAUAUAGAAGAAAAAGAAGAAGAAGAAAGAGUAAUAAUAAUAAGACCCGGUCCUGGGAUGUAGCGGUGAAUCGUAUAGCGUGUAACGAACCGAUUAAAAGAAAAAAGAAAAAAAAAAAAAGAAAAAAAAUGCUAGUCCCUGAGUCAGAGCCAGGGGAUGAGGCGUGAAACUUAGCGUUUGUAUAAUAAGUAAACGUAAAUCGUUAAUAAGUAACCGUUGUAUAUCAGCCACCUGCAUCAGCCUGCGGAUUCCUCUUUGCUACCGACAAACUUUCACUUUUGCUCUCUCUCUCUCUCUGAAAGCGGACAUACAAACAUAAUUUCUAGUCUAUAAUCCCUCCCCUAAGGCCAUCCAUCCGGAUGGCGCAACUAGCUAGGCUAUUAUGGCGCGAUUCGAUCGCGGCCGGACACGUUCGAGAUCCGAGAUUCGGCGCAGGGUUCGAGGCUCGUUGUUGCGGUUCCUCCCUCCAUCUUUGCCUCCCCAUCCUCGCCUCGGCCUCGAUCGGGAAGAAUCGGUGAACGGUGUCGUGCCUCUCGCAAGCUUGCAAGCUCUAACUCGUUUUUUAUACACAGCGAAACCUUCGAGACGAAGGUGUCGACAUCUCAGCGAACGGCGUAUCGAGCUUAGCGCGAGCUUGCAAGUUCGCGUCUCGCGUUUUUUAUAUCGACACUUACACGCAUGCGCAUACACACAUAUACACGUGCAUUCUGCUCGAGACACUGGUGCCGUUUGUAUAUCGCUCCGCUUUCCGAGGAUGUCGAUAAUAAGCUUGCAAGCCCAUCAAUCGCCUUCUUCGUUCAGAGGACCGCCUCUUUCUCUCUCUAUCGUGCAGAGCUUGCAAGCUCGCGCUUUCGCGACGUUUCUCCCUCUUCGAUUACGCCGCACAUCGGUCUCUACCAUGAUCCCCUUGUCGUGGAAACUCCGGCUACCUCCUGUACCGACGUGACACGCAUACACACACACACACACACACACGACACGCAUUAUUUCAUUGGUAGAAACGAACGCCUAGUCUUAAGUUUUGUGUUGUGUACAGCUUCGCGCCUAGUCCGUGUAUCGUGUAAUGUUACGCGUGGGAGGAGAGAUAGAAGAGAAAAAAAUAGGAGAAGGAAAGGAGGGAAGGAAGAUGGCCCUUCCAUCAUUAUCCAUGUAUACACACGUAUAUUCACAUACAUAAAUACACGCACACGCGAAUUCUUUCUACCGUUUGAUUCCUCGAUAUUUGUAUAUAUCCGUGUCUCUUUGAAACGAGCCCCUUGGUGCAGGAAAGCGUUUUUCCCCCCUCGACGAGGUUCGAGCGUGUUUCCCGUUUGUCGUUGAUCGUUUGUUGUAUUAUAUAUCGCUAAGUUGUACUAUAACACAAUACUGUUUCCAGAUUAAAUAAUUAUUAAUUAAGUAAGUUAAGCGCGACGCGAAGCUUUAGGAUAAUAACCUCGUUCAGGUUUCACCUCGUAUACUUUAGCUCGUUCGAAAGGAAAGGGACCUCGUCGUCGAGGGCAACGCGUAUUCCUUUGUCGUAUUCCCUUUCUCUCGAUCACGAAAACAUCGGUCCCGGGGAGCGGCCUGAAGAGGAUCUUACGACCGGACCAGAAUUCGUCGAUCGACGAUCUGGAAUCCGAGCAAUUCCUUCGGGCCACUCUAGGUCGACGUGGUGGAAGAUCGAUGUUCGUUCAGACGCGGUUGAUGUUGGAGGAUAAUCGUUCGGGAUCGGUCGAUCUUGCGGGUUUCCCGUUUCCACGACGUACUCCUCGUCCACCCUUCUCGUCCCUCGAAAUCGAUCCACCGUUAACAUAAUUGUGUCUCUAUGUGUCUUUUCAAAUUUGUACCGUGAAUCGAUUCGAACUUGUUCCGAAUUAUUCCUAUUAUAAUAACUCUGGAUCGAAUUCGGGUUUCGAAAAGGCGAGGAUGUUUUUCGAUGUUGCUCGUAAGUUCGAUCGAAACGGGACAAUUUUCACGGUUGAUAAAGAGAGAACUUAUAAGAGGAAAAAAAAAAAAAUAAUAAUAAUCGAACAAACUAUAUCGCGCUCGAACGAAGAGAGUCGCACGUCGCCAUAAACGCUGCCUGCCAAGCAGCCCUUAAAUGCCGACAAUCAAGGCUAGUGCAACUAAUCAAACGAUAAUAAAUAGAGAAAAAAAAAAAACGGAGAGGAUGAAGAAAUUUACCUAAUAAUAAUUAAUGAAUUCUUAGAGAUGAUGAGUGAUCGAUGAUGGUUCGUCCACGUGAUUGAUUGGCGUGGUUGAGGACCUCGGCGAAGGGAUUGAAUCGGAAGAGAUACCCUUCGAUCGUGUACGGAUAGUAGACGUGGCAAAUCGAAAUUACGCGCUUGAUGUCGAUCGUAGAGAGUACAAAAAAAAGUGAAACCGCGCCCGAUCAAGGAAUCUUUCUUCUGGUAUUCGAGAAAGAUUAAAUUAAGAAUCGAUCUCCGCGUCUUCCUCGGGAUGUGAAUUAAAUUGGAAAUUAAUGGAAAUUAUAGAAGAAAAAUUUGAUGUACCAGCUUUUUGUCGAUCCAAUUUGUUCUGUUUUAUUUAUAUCCAUAUAUAUAUUAAAACGUGAAAGACUUAGAAUCGUAAAAAAUUGUUCUUGUAAAAGUUAAAAAAAAAAAUGUUUCUUACUUUUUCAAGUUUUUCCACUGUGAUUUUCAUGAUAAAUGGCGUUGAAAUUCUUCUCGAGGGGGUUCCUUGGUCGCGCGACAAGGACAGACACGCAUUAGUGUUAAACCACAUUGUAAAAGUUCGUUUUUUCGUGAGUAAUCUUCCUUAAAGGGAACGCGAAGGAAGAGAGGGAUGAACGAAAGGAAGAGAGUAGAAGCGAGAAUGAGUGAGAGUGAGUGAGAGUGUGCAAAUCGCAAUCAAUUAUUAACUUAUAAUAAACGGCAAAAAGUGCGGCGAAAAAUAUUAAACGUAGGCGUAAGUAUCGGUCUCACGAACACGGCAGGCACGCAAUAAAAAUAAAGAGAAGUAAAUACAAUUGCAAACGACUGGAACAACUGGGAAACAGGCGGUGUAAUAAUAUGGAUAAGUGUAAGAAGGAUGUUGUAGGCACGCGAUUGGAAUUAAAGUCGUAAGAAAAUUAAAAAAAAAAUAAAUAAAAAUGGAAACCUUGGUAGCAGCGCAUAAGGGUAUCUAUAAGCUUUUGGUAACGUAUUAUCGCCGCUAGGCUAAAGAGAAUUAAAUUAAAAAUAAAAAAAAGAAAAAAUAUAUAUAUAUAUAUUAUACAAUAAAGAGAAAAAAAAUAAAUAAAUGCGACAUACAGAGAAAGAGAAGACACACACGCAGGACAUCGUAAAUUAUUGCAAUUGACGCGGAAGACUCGAGUUUAAUGUAUCGGGCCCGUGCGAAAAUUUCGGACGAAUUUCAGCGAAUUAUUUAUAUCGAUUAAUGAUUCGCAUGUCCGACCACGCGAAAUCGCCCGUCGACGUUCAACGAUUUCGAGAUGACGAUGGAAAAAAAUAGAAAAAAAGAAAAAUAAAAUAAAAUAAGGAGAAAUUGCGAGCGUUUGUGUUAUUCGUAAACGAAGAAAAUUAAUCGAUAAUAAUUAAUAAGGCGACUAAUUGAAAUUAUUUGGAUAAUCUGUGAUAUCUCAGAUUGACGAUUAUUAUUCGAAUUAGACGGUGUUUUUAACGUCUUAUUCUACUCGAACAUCGAGGUAUUAAUAGAUAAGGUAUUAUCGAUAAACGAAAUUUUGCUCGAGUAAAGAGCUCUUCGAACCGAGUCCGAGUCUCUCGAUGAUAAUCGAUGUUGAUUUAAUAAAUGAUAAAAGCGAUGCUCAAACGAUUUCUUCAGGAUUCUUGAAAUUAUUGUUACUAAAUUGUUACUGUUAAAUGUAAUGGCUAGUUUCUAGUUUCAUCGAAAGUACGAUCUCUUCCUUGUAUAUUUCUCAAUGUUUCUCAAUUGUGCGAUCGUUUUAAAAUUCUUUUAAAGACGAACGUUUUUUAAAAAGCAUUCCUCGUAUGGAAUAUAAUAUAUCCAGAAAACGUGAUUAAAUUCGAACGCGAAUUUAACGUGGAUUAAGACAAAUACCAUUGAAACGAUAUUAUUAUAUUCACUUGAUUUCCUUCGCUGCGUAUAUAUCUUCCAACUCUCGUUUACGACAAUACCGACUGUGCAACUUUUCACCUAACCUAUAUUUUUAACUCUUGGAUCGAUACUCGAAUAUCAAAUUAUCCUUUUCAUAUGAUAAUUAUACAAUUAAUACCGCUCGAAUUGUUGCAUCUUUAACGAACAUUUUCAAACCCAUACGAAUCUUCAAUCUUCUUAUAUAAAAUAUUCUUAUGAAUUACGAAUAAAAUAUCGUGUCGAUUAAAAAAUCAAAUUUAGAGAAACUUUUACGGUAUUAACCGUAAAGGCUAUUUUUUCACGAUCAAUGAAAUCGAUCGACGAAAUUGGCUCGCUCUCGAAUAAUCUUCCGAUACUCGAUAUAUGUCAAAUGCGAAAGGAAGUAAUCGAUCGUAUCGAUGUUCGCAUUGUUCGACGACCUCGGACCCGGUUAGCCCGGCCUUUACUCAACCACGUUAUAUUACGUAUUAUCAGACUCCUCGAUGCGGACAGCAUCUCGAAACUACGUCUGAAUGAUCAGAGAGAUACGGUUCAAUCGAUCAGUACACUCGGAAGCGUUGAGUCGAGAUAUCUGGCCAACGACUCGUUGAAUUCGAUCGUGCUCCGCGAGUGUGGCCGACGCGAUCGGACAAUUGUUUUUUAUAUAAUAUCCGCUCGGAUCAUCAAGCGAGCGUUAAUUAAUCGUUCGAGAUAAGAAAAGUGCGUUCUCGAUAUGUUUCUCGUGGGAGACGAGGGCACGCGGAUUGUGUUUCCACACGGUUUUUUACGAUAUUCGCACGGACCUGGAGACCGAACAUCCACGAAAUCGGCCACGAAAGUAUCGAUCGUUUCCAUGAAACAUUGUUUUUAUAGAAUUAUGACACGUUUGAUCGAAUUGGGUUAAAAGUUAAUUUUAUCUUUUCAAGUCUCUUCCAAGUCGUCAAAGUUCAAUGUUCAACGUUGAGAAAUUUGAAAAAUUUUGAAAAUCAUAAGUUUUAAUUAACGCGAAUAGUAGAAUAUUUUAUAGAAUGUUUCCUUUACAAAUUAUUUCAUUUUCAAGAACGCCGAUUUCGCGGAUAUCGUUAAUAAUUCCACGUAAACACCCACGAGAUAAUCAUGUUACUAAGACUCUGCGUUUUUUAAUAUCAGCGAGACUCGCCCCUGACGGGCAAACAAAAAGUGUUUUCAAUAAACUGUUACAUUACCUGAA
Molecule: messenger RNA, 8964 nt
Organism: Apis cerana (Asiatic honeybee)
Lineage: Eukaryota; Metazoa; Arthropoda; Insecta; Hymenoptera; Apidae
Product: dipeptidyl aminopeptidase-like protein 6
Biological process (GO): proteolysis
Cellular component (GO): plasma membrane
Molecular function (GO): dipeptidyl-peptidase activity; serine-type peptidase activity
Source: RefSeq, a predicted model, not a curated record